This is a messenger RNA of Paramisgurnus dabryanus, 1586 nucleotides long. It is a transcript of the gene vgll4l, whose product is annotated as vestigial like 4 like. Gene Ontology annotation, biological process: negative regulation of DNA-templated transcription. Gene Ontology annotation, molecular function: transcription coactivator binding. The record is from RefSeq and is a predicted model, not a curated record. Lineage: Eukaryota; Metazoa; Chordata; Actinopteri; Cypriniformes; Cobitidae.
GUGCACUUGAGAUCAUUGAAAACAUAAAGCUUAGCGAGGAACGGACUUGGUAUUCAGAAGUCAAGUUGUUAGAGCAGAAUUACACGGUUUACUAGGACAACACUGAAGAUUUGGAAUCAUGGCGGUCACGAAUUUCCACUACAUUACUCGGAUGAGCAGUGGCUUUAAAGUGUACAUAUUGGAGGGUCAACCCAAUCUGAGAAGCGAAGACAGAUUUCGACACAUGACAAGCGACAGGAUGCGUAUGCGCCCCGCACAUCCAAUAAAGCGCAAGCACAGUUCAGAGAGAGGACGAACUCUUGAAGAAAGAAGGGAGAGGGCCCUAAGUAAGAGCCUGGCCAACAGUGUUCGCAGAUCAUCUGGGUUCAGUAUUCCUGAAAGUCCUACAUCCACAUGGAGCCCAACAGCCAGUCCGACUCACCUGAUCCCCAGCCCAAUGUACUCCACCCCAGUGAUGGAUGAGCCUCUAGCCCUAAUCAAAAAACCACGCCCAGAACCGGAGAAAACAGAAAGCCAGAGCAAAACUACAACAGUCAGACAAAUACAGGUACGACCUUCUGUAAUCACAUGCGUGUCCUCUGCAACAAGAUCUACGAGAAAGCCCGGAGACUGCUGCGAUCAUUCUACGAUUGUUGCCCAGCAGAGUUAUGACCACGUCGAAGAGCAUUUCCAGAGGAGUCUUGGGAUGAACUACCACAGGGCUGCAUCCAUCAGCGUCUCUGUAGACGACCACUUUGCCAAAGCGCUGGGUGAUAAAUGGCUCCAGCUCAAAGGUUCGACUUCUUCGUGCAACUCCUCCUCUUCUUCAUCGUCUUCCUCAUCCCCACCCAGCAGUCCAACCUUCAUCCACUCGCCCAGCUACGGCCAGAGUCCCAAAAGGGCCCGCAAAGACACAGUUAGCCCUUCUACGACCACACCCAACAUGUGGUCUGAUAAAUGAAGAGGAGAGAGACGAAAGAUGUAGAUAUGGACAUGUAGAACCUGUGCAUUUUCUGCUGUAAAAAAAAAGCCAAAGGGAGAGAUUGAUUCUUUGAUGGCCAGUGAGUACAGUGAGUUCAUGUGUGGCAAUGGUUGCUAACACUUUAUGAGCGGAUUGUGAGCAAGAGCUGUAAAAUUUCCUCUCAGCGUAGAUGUCUACGUGAAGCUAUUCAAUGCUUUUUCACUUUCAGAAAAACCAAUUAUUUCAUGAUAGCAAAGCAUUGUUUGUAAUGGCUUUAACUUUUGUCAUUGGUUGUGUGGGCGCCGCUAAUUUUUAUUCGUUGACUGUGAUUGCACUGAUUUUUGCUUAUUACAUUUCACUUGUCUGUUGUAAUCUUUACUCUGAUGUACGUUAUGUGUAAGUAUGUACAUCAGGUCUGAUGUAUGUAUAUUUAUAAAAGACGGUAUACCAAGACUGUGUGACCCAAAAAGAGUCAAAAUAGGCCAAGAAUUACAAGGUCGGAAAGUUUCAUGUUUUUAUUGCAAACAAAUGCCUAAAAUGAGAGUUGGGUAAACACCGCUGUUCAUUUCAAACACUGUUUAGAUUUCAAGUUGUACUAUUCGACAACUUUUGUAAAUAUUUGUAAUAAAAACAAUUUUUAAACGCA